ACGAUACAAGUGAAAAAGCAGCUGAAAAUGGCGGCGGCGAGGUGCGCCGGGUCUGCUAGUGGACUCGGGCAGCAGACGAAUACGAGGCCCGGGUCCGUUUCUAAUCACCGUCAUGUGCGAUGUCUUACUCUGGAGGAAGCUCGGUGCCCGGUUUGCUUGGAGAUACUGCUGGAGCCUGUGACUAUGCCAUGCAGACACUCGGUGUGCCUCCACUGCUUUAAGCGGACGGUUGAGUGUAGCGGGCUGUGCUGCCCGUCCUGCCGGCUGCGCGUGUCCAGCUGGGCCCGGAAUAAACUGUCCCGAGAGAAAAGCCUCGUCAACACCGAGCUCUGGGACAUGGUGCGCCAAAGUUACCCAGAAAAAUGCGGUCGCAGAUUAGAGCAGAGGGACCGAGUGAAGGCUUCGGAAGAUGGUUUCUGUUCACCUGUCCAAAUACGUAAGCCUGGAGAGAUGCGGAAUGAUUAUGAUAAACAAAAAAAUAAGAUGAAAAUGGAUGAAGAAACUGAAGAGAGAAUGAAAAAGUGCCUCAAGAAAGGGGAAUGUGGACUACAGCAUUCUCAGGAUACUCCUUUAGGAGUGUUGUCAGACUCUGAGAAUGAAGAACCUAUGAGAAUGAGAACCAGGCACGCAUCAGCAUUUGUGCGCAGAUCAAGGUUUUCUCCAGCUUUUUGCAGAAGUCUAUACACCAUCAAUGUACAAAGGAGCCAAAGCUGUACUGACUCUGAGGAGGGAAGAAGAAAAGUUGCUCAACCACAUCUUUCUUUACCAGAAAAAGUCAGUGUCUGUCAUAGUUUCAAUGCUGGGAUACUCCUAUCCUCUGAAAACAGCCGUUCCUUCUCAGCACCUGUACUUCCCCUUGACAAGAGGCAUUUCUGGCAUUCCAUCUUGACCUCCCCUCCUUCAUCUUUAGUGCCUCACACUAAACCUGAGCGAUCUGUCAGCCCAGAGAGCAAUGACAGCAUCUCAGAAGAGCUGAACCACUUCAAGCCCAUAGUUUGCUCACCCUGCACGCCACCAAAGAGACUUCCAGAUGGUCGGUUAAUGGAACCCACCAUAGUAAAGUCCACACCCAGGAACCUGACCCAUGGCCUGCAGAAAAGCACUAGUUAUGAAGCCAGUCCUAGCAUCCUGCAAAAGUGGAAGCAGGUUGAGCUAGACCGGCAGCGUGUCAAGUUCAUGUCCAAGGGGACCAUCACUAGUCCAGUGGCAGAUGAUUACAGCAUCACACAGUGCUCUGAAGAAGACCAAGAGAACAAGUCUUGCAACUGUGGACCCAUGGAAAAAGGCUUGCAGGGCCCACAUUGCUCUUGUUCUAUAAAUACAAACUAUUCUAAAAAGCAGAGGGGAAAGUCUUUGCUCUACAACAAGCGACAGCUGAUUUUUGACCAGUGUAGCCGAGAUGAUGGUUCACAGUCUACAACUGCAUAUCCUACUUUUGAAAAUAUGGAUACUUAUAACCAGUGUGGUGCUUGUGAACCACAUUCUUCACCUUUAGGAAAAGCUGAAAACUUGAAAUCACCCAUAAUGGACAAACGUAUAGGAGUAAGUCAUAAUCAGGGUAUAGAGGACCUUCAGGACUUAAAGAAUGAGCCUAAUUUCAGAAGUUGUGUACUUAACAGACCUACCUCACGAAAGGGCAGAAAGAGGAGGCAGAAAACCAAACAUUUGGAAGAGAGUAAAAGGAUAAAAAUAUUCAAAAUAGAAAGCUGUGAUAGCUGUGACCCACAAUGUAGAAAAAAUGAAUAUGUUGAACGGCUCCAUCAGGAAAGAAUGGACAGAGAACUGGCAAUAAAGCUACAAAGACAGUUUGACAAAGAAGGCCAAAAAGUAGAAAGGCACAGGAUGAGUUCUGAUAAAUAUCCUCUGCGGUCCUGGAUUUGUGUAGAUGGUAGAGCAGCACGUAAUCCACGCAGGUCAGGAAGGAUUUCUAGAAAAAUAAAACACUUUAAUUUGAAAUCUUAAAUCAUAUUCAUAUCAAGGGACAAAAGCAAACCAGUCUCACCUUGUUUGUUUAGAUGAAGAAUGUUGAUAUCUUUAGGAAUGGUCUUUGUGAACGGGACUAUGCUUAUGCCUGUCAAUUUUCCUUUUGUACUAUUUAUCUCAGAGAAUUGAACCAAAUAAUAGCUCUCUUCUUAAAAUACUUUGCCCUUACUAUUUUUCACUUUAAUUCAUCAGUACCUGAUCAAUGACCAGAAAAAUCUUGUAUGAAUUUUUUUUCUUUGGAGCAUUAACCUCAAAUUCAGAAACAAAAUGGAUUGCUGUUAUGCUAUGCAUUAUUGUUAUAAAUGUAAUAA
Messenger RNA from Clarias gariepinus (North African catfish), 2294 nucleotides. RefSeq names its product ring finger protein 169 (gene rnf169). Gene Ontology annotation, cellular component: nucleus; site of double-strand break. Gene Ontology annotation, biological process: double-strand break repair. Gene Ontology annotation, molecular function: metal ion binding; ubiquitin-protein transferase activity; nucleosome binding. The transcript is spliced from 6 exons. The record is from RefSeq and is a predicted model, not a curated record. Bases 28 to 1962 code for a protein of 644 amino acids. NCBI's taxonomy places the organism in Eukaryota, Metazoa, Chordata, Actinopteri, Siluriformes, Clariidae.